GCAGAGGAAAAAUUAAAUCUGUGUCCACUCAUUCACUCCUGCUGGCUUGUCCGCCCAACUCAGCGCUGCAGAAGGUCAACUUUUUCUCAGUGACAAGUGACAAGUGGCGAAAAGAGGAAAUAGGGCAGCCCAUACCUUGGUGCACUGAAGAGUUUACUGGGAAAUGCAACAUUUAUGCAGAUAAAUAUAAUAUAAGAAAGUCAACAAAAUGAAGACUGCCCUAAUUUUGCUCAGCCUUUUGGGAAUAGCUUGUGCUUUCUCCGCAAAACAUUUAUAUCGAAGGGCCAAAUUAGAGGAUUCUGAAGAAAAUGGGGUCUUCAAUCACAGACACAGAUAUUAUCUUAACAAAUAUUCCUACUUUUACCCACCUCUAAAACGAAUUCCAGUUCAGCACAAUGGUGAUUCAUCUGAGGAAGGUGAUGGUGAUAGCUCAGAGGAGGAGGAAGAGGAAGAGGAGACUUCAAAUGAAGAAGAAUCAGAGACUAAUGGAAGUGAAGAUGAAGAAGAAGAAGGUGGAGAAUCUACCACUCUUUCAGCUACUACAUCUGGAUAUGAAGAGGAGAAUACGACUGCAAGUGGGGAUGUGGGUUUAGCAGCAAUUCAAAUUCCAAAGAAGGGUGAAGACAGUAAAAAUAAUACCAAAAAGGAAGAAAGUGAUGAAGAAGAAGAGGAGGAAGAAGAGGAAGAAGAGAACAAAGAGAGUGAAGCUGAAGUAGAUAAAAAUAAAGAAGUAGUUAAUGGCACUGAUCAUGGUGAUGGAAAUGGGACCAGUGGGAAAGAAGAUGGAGAAGAGGAAGAAGAAGUAGAAAAUGGCACUGAAUCCAGUGUAGACAAGGACAACAACAGCACUGAAUUGGCCACAUCUCCAAACAGUAGGUAUGAGUCUACUACUCCUCUAGAAGGGACCUAUGAAGUUACUUCUCCUCCAUACGAAGAAAGCACUAGCAAUCUGUAUGACAGCGGCUAUGAAGAACCAGUCACUAAUGAAUAUGAUAAUGGAUAUGAAAUCUAUGAAAAUGAGAAUGGAGAACCCCGUGGUGACAAUUACAGAGCAUAUGAGGAUGAAUACAGCUACUACAAAGGGCACCCAUACAAUGGCUAUGAAGGUCAAGAUUACUACUACCACCAGUGAAAACCAAUAAAAGGAUGAAGUCAUUCAUACUAAUGGUUUGCAUGGUUGUUGUUUUUUUUUCCCCAGUUGAACUCAGGAAGAUGUAAUAUAAGAAAUCCGCAGUAUGAUACGGAGUGGUGCUGCUGCUUUGAAACUUUCUUUGGCAAAUAGGUCAAAUUUUCAAGUUAACUGAAUUCGUAGUAUUUAUCUGGGGGGAUACUUAUCAAAGCUCUUAUAAAUUAGUUCUACUUCUUAACUAGCAGGAGUGAUCUUUUGAUAUUAUAAUAAUGCUUGAGAAUGUUUGGAGUCUGCUGCACCCUACCUAUUUUUUUUAAUGUUUUUAUUGGGUGGCACGAUUAUGAAAUGCUAAAAUGUGAUGUUGUUUCAGAAUCUGCCAUCUCAUGAUGCUGUGGACAGUAUAUGACAAAUAUGUAAACUUUUAUAAUGUUGCCUAUCAAACACUGUUCAAGUGGAAUUAUUGCUACAAUUCCUAAUGUACACCAUAUGUUUAUACUCUAUUGUUUCUAUUAAAAUCAAAUGCAAGUCACAAAGCAUAUUGGAAUUUAAAAGAAAUGUGGUUGACUUUAAUAAUUAAAUUCUUACUGUGCUAA
Molecule: messenger RNA, 1722 nt
Organism: Monodelphis domestica (gray short-tailed opossum)
Lineage: Eukaryota; Metazoa; Chordata; Mammalia; Didelphimorphia; Didelphidae
Gene: IBSP
Product: integrin binding sialoprotein
Biological process (GO): bone mineralization; ossification; cell adhesion
Cellular component (GO): extracellular region
Source: RefSeq, a predicted model, not a curated record